Messenger RNA from Paramecium primaurelia, 2461 nucleotides. The record is from the annotation of a GenBank genome assembly. NCBI's taxonomy places the organism in Eukaryota, Ciliophora, Oligohymenophorea, Peniculida, Parameciidae.
AUGUCUGUCUAAAAAAGUAAUAAAGAAAAUUCUAAAAACAAGAAAGUUACAAUUUCAAAAGAUGAAAAGAAUGACUAUAAUUAUAUGAUUAUGAGUCCUAUUAAAGAACUAUCACCAAUAUAGGAGAAAUUAAACGAAGAGCAAAAAUGUAUUGAAGUUAUUGAAUUUGGAUGGCAAAAACACAAGUUAAGAAGUGAAAUACGAUAUUUGGAUCAAUUUUAUACUGCAAAUCCAAAUAUAUAAAAAUCUGAUAUCUAGCGCCUAGAUUUAGAUAGUUGUUUAGAUGAUUAAGGUAAACCUAUAUAUCGCAAAACAACUUAAGCAUUGAUGUAAAAUAUGGCAUUAAAAAUCUAAUCUCGAAUAUAAAUGGCAGGAGAGUAAAUUUAUUAAUCAAUUCCAUUACAAUAGGCUUGUUUAUGUGAUUAUCAUUGUUUCAAAGGUGAUUAUGGUAAGGAUUGGAAAGGGUAUUAAGUGAUAAAGAGCAAAAUGUUGAGUGGAACAAAAAGAGCUUAAACAUCAAGCAAAAAAAUAAUAUAAUAAUGAUUAUAAUUAAAACGGAUUUUGUAUUGUUUUUAUUGAUACUCACAGUUGUUGGAGUGCGGAUUUCUGCUAGUCCAGAAGCAAAAGUCUAUAAUUGUGCUAAUAUUGAAAUGAUAGAAUUGAUUGGUGGUGAUCCAUUACCAAUUGAUACAAGCAAAGAAAGAUAUGUGAGUUUUUAAGGUGAUGUAAGAUUUUCUGUAAAAACUCACAAAUAAACUAUGGAUAGUUUAAAGGAAGGAAAGGAUUAUUUUGGAACUAAUUCAAUUCACUAUAGUUCAACUUAGAAUGGAAUUUAUAUAUUUGUAGUUGAAAAAUCUCAAGAAAACAUUAUAUAAACAUAUAUCAAAACAAAUUUAAAGAGAUAAUAUAAGUAAGCUUAAAUACCUAAAGCAUUUUAUUUGAAAACAAUUAUAGAAGGAGAUAAAAAAUAUGCAAUACAUUAAAUUGUAAUUAGUGAUAAAUAAGAAAUGAAGAGAGAAUUAUUUAAAGAAGAAAAAGAAACUAUGCAAUCUGUAAUAUUUAUUUAAUAAUAGAGUUUACUGGUUUACAAUUUUCAAAGAAAUGUGUGAUUAUUGUAUUUGCAACAUUAGAAACUGGAACAAAUUCUGAUUUCACUGCAGAUGAAUCAUUCUUAUAAGGAAUUUAAGGAAUAUUAGAUGAUAUUAAUAAAGGAAGUAAAUAAAUUUUAAUCAAUAAGAAAAGUGUGAUCAAUUUUUUUGUAAACCACCAUCUAUUGCCAAUCUAGCUGAAGCUUUGUCUGAUCUUCCAGUCUUAAAAAUUACAUGUUAAAAAAAAAUGUGUGCAUAUUCUUAAGGUGGAUAAACAAAAGUCCUUUUCACAAAAUGUAUUUUUUUUAAGUUCUAUUAGAAUAUAGAUCCUUUUUUAUAAACAGAUAAAAAUUUUAGAUCCCUUGAGAAGACAAUAAAUGGUAUGUUAUUAACAACUAUAUCACCUAAAAAUUAAAAGUUUGUUUCUAUUACUGCCUAAUUAGCCAUGAAGUUUAACAUUUAAGAUUUUGAUUUUCAUUCUGGAGGAUAUAGUGGAGCAUUUCAAUCAAUUAAAAUUGGAGAUUAAAAGCUUUAUAGUGCAUUAAUAAUAGAACCUGGGUAUAAUGGAAUAAAAAGAAAAUUACAAACUCAAACACCUGAAUGUAACAUACUCUUUGUAAUUACUAGUAUAUGAUUUAUUGGAAGGAAUUGAAAAGGUAAACUCCAUUUAUUAUUUCAUGAUUAUUACAAGUAAAGGACCAGAAGAGUUAUUUAAUGAAAUUGUUUCUGUUAUUGAAAAAACAAAAGUUUCAGAUUAAAAGAAAUUUGAAUGCACUCCAAUUCAAAAAGAGGAUGAUAUAUCAUUUAUUUAAUUGAAUUCAAAGGUUAAUGCUUUAAAAACAUAAAAUAGAGAUGAAAAUUCUGAGGAAUAUGAAUAUGUUUAUGAAUAUGCUUAUGAUGAAAUUAAUGAUGAUGAACUUGGAGAAUAUGAAUAUAUCUAUGAAUAUUAAUAUGAAGAAUUACCAGAAGAAUUAAAUUAAUAAGAAUUCUAUGAAGAAAUAAAUGAUAUAUAAUCAGAUUAAAUUGAAUUUGAUUAGUCAACAGAUGAUGAUUCAGAUUCAGAAGAUACGGACAAUCAAAAUAUUCCAAAAGCUGAUUUAUUAGAGGUUUAAUAAAAUGAAAUGUGCUUCUAAGCUUUUUCAGAAUGUGAUUUCUAAGGUGCUUCACUUAAAAUUUGUGGACCUAAUCCAAGUAUUCCAAAGGAGUUAUAAAACUUUUUAAUCUAAUCUAUAAAAAUGCCUGAUUAAAUAAGAAUUACAUUCUAUACAAAUUAACAAUAGAAAAUCACCAUUGAAGGAGAUUAAGAAUGCUUAUAAAGACCUUUUGAAAUAGAUUAAAUGAAACCUUAAAGAUAACUGUUGAGUCAUUAAUGA